AUGAUCAAUAUCUCCAACAGUCUAAACAGUAGUGGUAGCACUGUUUCAUGGAACAUAAAGAGUGAACCAAACCCAUGUUUAUGGAAAGGGGUCGAGUGUAAUCCACCCAACUCAACUGUAACCCAAAUUUCUCUCUCCAAGUUGUUUCUGUCUUCCUCAGAUUUUCUCCCAAUUGUCUGCCAACUUGAGUCUUUGCAGAUUCUUGAUGUGUCAGAAAACCACCUGAGAACAAUCCCUUCUGGGUUUCUCACUGCUUGUGGAAAAUUAGAUGGGCUAAAGCUACUCAAUUUCAGUUUUAACAAUCUGCUCGGUUCUUUACCUGCCUUUGUUGGGUUCUCUGGGUUGGAGUCCUUGGACCUUUCUCAUAAUAAUUUGAGUCAAGGCAUUGACUCAGAGCUGUUGGGUGGUUUGGUUGCGCUCAGAAGCUUGAACCUCAGCUUCAACAACUUUAGUGGGACUAUUCCUACCCGACUUGGGAGAUCCAUGCUCUUGGAGAAGCUUGUGCUUUCUGCCAAUAAAUUUGACGGGAUAAUUCCAGGUGAAAUCGUGGACUACCGCAAUCUGACUCUGAUUGAUUUGAGUGCAAAUCAAAUUUCUGGUUCAGUUUCUGAGAGUUUUGGAGAGCUAUCCAAGUUGGAGGUUCUGAUUCUAUCUUCCAACAUCUUAAGUGGCAUAAUCCCAGAAAGCCUUUCGAAUAUCACAAGCCUCACGCGGUUUGCAGCAAAUUCUAACAAGUUCGGGGGUCCAGUUCCUGGUGGAAUCACAAAGCAUCUCAAAAAUUUGGACCUGAGUUAUAACAGCUUGAGUGGGUCGAUUCCAUCAGACCUUUUGUCUCCAUUGAAUUCGAACUUGCAGACUGUGGAUUUGUCUAAUAACUUGUUGCAGGGAUCAAUACCCACGCCUCUGUCUCCGGAACUGGUUCGGUUGAGAUUAGGAAGCAAUUCACUUGUUGGAAUGAUACCUUCUGUGACACUCCAGAACUUGGUAUACAUGGAAAUGGAAAACAAUAAGCUGAAUGGUUCCAUACCUCCUGAAUUGGGUUCAUGCAGCAAUUUGGCUCUGUUGAACUUGGCUCAGAAUGGACUGACUGGGGCUUUGCCGCCGCAGUUGGGGAACCUCACUAAACUUCAAGUUUUGAAACUUCAGUCUAAUAAUCUUGCUGGAGGAAUCCCAACUGAGUUUACUGAACUAAGGAGCUUGUCUGUUUUGAAUAUCAGCUGGAAUGCUCUGAAUGGUUCAAUACCAACAACAGUUUCAAACUUGCAGAAGCUUAUUAACAUGAACCUACAAGGCAACAAUCUCAGUGUCACAAUUUCUUGA
Molecule: messenger RNA, 1320 nt
Organism: Fragaria vesca subsp. vesca
Lineage: Eukaryota; Viridiplantae; Streptophyta; Magnoliopsida; Rosales; Rosaceae
Product: LRR receptor-like serine/threonine-protein kinase GSO2-like
Exons: 2
Coding region: 1-1320 (439 amino acids)
Source: RefSeq, a predicted model, not a curated record